GAAGCAGCGACCGAAAAAUCCUAUAUAAGCAAACGCAGCCGCACGUUGAAACCCUAGCGCUUUCUACCAAGCCACCUCUCUUCUCAAAAACCCUAAUCCAAACUCUCACUCAGCUCCAGCACUCGCCUCUACCACCCAGGUCACACAAUCCGGUUUCCGAAGCUUUGCAACGAUGUCAUCCGACGACGAGAGGGAGGAGAAGGAGUUGGAUCUCACAUCUCCUGAAGUUGUCACCAAAUACAAGAGUGCCGCUGAGAUUGUCAACAAGGCCUUGCAGCGAGUGAUUGCGGAAUGCAAGCCGAAAGCUAAGAUCGUCGACGUUUGUGAGAUUGGUGAUUCAUAUAUCAGAGAGCAAACCGGAAACAUGUACAAGAGUGCAAAGAAGAAGAUUGAACGCGGCGUAGCUUUCCCGACUUCCAUUUCUGUGAACAACACCAUAUGUCAUUUCUCUCCACUUGCCAGUGAUGAGACAGUGCUCGAAGAAGGGGAUCUCGUAAAGAUUGAUAUGGGUUGUCAUAUAGAUGGAUUCAUUGCCAUAGUCGCACACACACAUGCUAUUCAAGCAGGGGCCGUUACAGGAAGGGCUGCAGAUGUUAUCGCUGCUGCUAACACUGCUGCUGAAGUUGCCUUGAGGCUUGUUAAGCCAGGAAAGAAGAACAAAGAUGUAACAGAGGCGAUUCAAAAGGUUGCUGCUGCUUACGAUUGCAAAAUUGUUGAAGGUGUUCUUAGCCACCAGAUGAAGCAGUUUGUGAUAGAUGCAAACAAGGUCAUAUUGAGUGUAUCCAAUCCAGAGACAAGAGUUGAGGAGGCAGAGUUCGAGGAGAAUGAAGUUUAUGCUAUUGAUAUUGUAGCAAGCACAGGCGAAGGGAAGCCAAAGGUACUGGAUGAGAAGCAAACAACUAUAUACAAGAGAGCUGUGGACAAGAGCUAUCACCUGAAGAUGAAGGCCUCUAGGUUCAUUUUUAGUGAAAUUAGCCAGAAAUUUCCCCUUAUGCCAUUCACUGCAAGAGCUUUGGAAGAGAAAAGGGCUCGUCUGGGUUUAGUUGAGUGCGUCAACCAUGAUCUUUUGCAGCCAUACCCUGUGCUGCACGAGAAGCCUGGUGAUUUUGUCGCUCACAUCAAGUUCACCGUAUUGCUCAUGCCAAAUGGAUCAGACCGGAUUACAUCUCAUCCCCUACAGGAGCUCCAGCCCACAAAGCAAGUAGAUGAUCCUGAAAUCAAAGCAUGGUUGGCCUUGGGCACAAAGACAAAGAAGAAAGGUGGUGGGAAGAAGAAGAAAGGUAAGAAGGGUGAUAAAGUGGAAGGCUCGACAGAAGCUGAACCUAUGGAUGCUGAAACUCAAGGAUGAGUCGUGUCGCCGAAUCAUAUUUCAGUUUUGGUCUUUUUCUGCCCCCUUGUAUCUGGCUGGAUAUGAAUUAAUCUAAUGCAUAGUGUACUUUUCUAGCUGGAUUUUCUCUACUUUGCUUUCCUAGUACACUGCUUUCUUGUAUCUUGAGAUGCGAUGGUUGUUAGACUUUCAUUUUGACCCCUAUAAAUAUAAAAAAUCAACAGUUAAAUUA
This is a messenger RNA of Argentina anserina (silverweed cinquefoil), 1559 nucleotides long. Its product is annotated as ERBB-3 BINDING PROTEIN 1. Bases 173 to 1348 code for a protein of 391 amino acids. The transcript is spliced from 10 exons. NCBI's taxonomy places the organism in Eukaryota, Viridiplantae, Streptophyta, Magnoliopsida, Rosales, Rosaceae. The record is from RefSeq and is a predicted model, not a curated record.